AUGGCCGAUAAUAAAAGAGACACAAUUCGAUAUGAACUCGCCGGCGAUGAGACUCCCUACCUGAGCCCAGCUACGCCUGCGCCUCCCUAUCAAGACUUGAGGCAUGCCGCCAGCACAGGUGACCUUCCAAACGCUGUGGAAAUGCCUGCCGAGCCUGUCUUGACCAAUUCCUCGUCAUCGACAUUCGCCAAUUUCGUGGGAAGCCAUGUCAAAACUCGGGAUGAUGCCCGGGUUGAUAUCGAUUGUGACUCGAAGCUGGUUCGCACCUUUAGCCGCCUCUACCAACUGCCCGCCGAAACGUAUGAUCAAGGAGCCUCCCCAGCCCCAAGCUACACCGAAGCAGAAGCGGGGAGCCAAUCUUGGGCCACCAAACUCAACAUUGUCAUACAAGUCGUGGGCAGUCGUGGAGAUGUACAGCCCUUCAUCGCCCUCGGCAACGAGCUCCAACGAUACGGUCACCGCGUCCGUCUCGCAACACACGACGUAUUUGAGAACUUUGUGCGAGAAUCGAACCUGGAGUUCUACCCCAUUGGAGGAAACCCCGCCGAAUUGAUGUCCUAUAUGGUUAAGAAUCCGGGUUUGAUACCUAGUAUGAAGAGUCUUGGGGCUGGAGAAAUCCAGCAAAAGCGCUGGAUGGUCCAAGAGAUGCUGGAAAAGUUCUGGCACUCGUGUCUAAGACCUGAUACUUUGACUGGUCUUCCCUUUGUAGCCGAUGCAAUAAUUGCGAACCCUCCCAGCUUUGCACACGUACACUGCGCCCAAGCGCUUGGAAUUCCAGUGCACCUGAUGUUCACGAUGCCUUGGAGUAGCACCAGAGCCUUCCCUCACCCACUUGCCAAUUUGAAGAACGUUGGCAGUGAUCCUCGGGUGGAAAACUACAUCUCGUACGGCAUUGUUGAGUGGUUGACCUGGCAAGGGCUGGGGGAUCUGAUCAAUAAAUGGCGACGGUCUAUAGAUCUAGAGGAGGUGGCUAUGUUCGACGCCCCGAUGCUCACGCAGACGUUGAAAAUUCCCUUCACAUACUGUUGGUCCCCAGCCUUGGUGCCAAAGCCUGCCGACUGGGCAGCUCAUAUUGACGUAUGUGGCUUCUUCUUCCGUGACGCCCCGAAAUUCUCUCCCCCACAAGACCUCGCCGAGUUCCUGAGGGCUGGUCCGCCACCAGUCUACAUUGGGUUUGGAAGCAUCGUUUUGGAUAAUCCGGAAAAGACUAUUGCAAUCAUUCUGGAUGCUGUUGAGGCAACUGGUGCCCGUGCCAUCAUCUCUAAAGGCUGGUCCGACCUGGCGGGCUCUGCAAACGAGAACGUGUAUUGGAUAGGAGAUUGCCCUCACGAAUGGCUUUUCCAGAAAGUUGCCGCUGUUGUUCAUCAUGGAGGAGCAGGUACAACAGCCUGCGGACUAAGAAACGGGAAACCCACAACCAUCAUCCCGUUCUUCGGCGACCAACCCUUCUGGGGCCAAAUGGUGGCCAAGGCAGGUGCAGGACCAUUUCCAAUACCCCACAAAGAACUCAGCGUAGACAAUCUUGCAGAAGCUAUUCACUACUGCCUUUCAGACGAGGCCGCUGCCGCUGCAGCGCUCAUAGCCAAGAAGAUGGAAUCUGAAGUGGGAGUUCGUGCUGCUGUGCAGUCAUUCCAUAAGCAUCUCCCCCUUGAGCGAAUGAGGUGCGACCUGAUUCAGAACGAGCCCGCUGUAUGGUCAUACUCUAAGUCAAAGCGGCAUAUCAAGCUUUCCAAGAUGGCCGCAGAGAUUAUCCUUUCCAAGAGACCGGGCGAAGUCAAGUAUAUGAAGGCCUACCAGAGCAACCCUAUCUUUAUCGAAACUACGAGAUGGGAUCCGAUUUCUGGAGGCGCCUCUGCAGUCAUGGCAACAGCAACAGGCAUGGCCAGUUCCAUUACCGGUAUCGUCACGAAGCCAGUCGAUGAGUAUAGAGACGAACAGCACCGACGCGGUCGCGAAUUGAAGCAAGCUCAGGCCCAGAACAAGGCUACGGAUGGCAGGCAGAGCCUGGCGAGCAGAUCUUCUGGCGACACAUUGCGACCAAGCAGCGAACGGUCGCACCCGCUUGCUGGGAGGAUGGCAGGCGCAUCAGCCAAGAGUAUGGGGAUGAUAGGUCUCACCGCUCUCAAAGGAAUGGUGGUUGAUAUUCCUCUUGCGCUGACAGAAGGCCUCAAAUCAGUGCCACAACACUACGGCGGCGGUGUGCGCGACCAUGGACCCGUGACUGAUGCCAAGAGUGGCAUGAUAGUUGCAGGGAAGACGUUUGCCUGGGGCUUCGUUGACGGUCUGAGCGACGUUGUGGUACAGCCAUAUAACGGGGCCAGAAAGGAGGGCGCUUUGGGGACCGUCAAAGGUAUUGGAAAGGGAGUUGUGAGCCUCGCGACCAAGAGCGGAGCCGGCAUGUUUGGCGUGUUUGCGUAUCCCAGUGCGGGCAUUAGCAAGAGUAUUCGCACAGCGGUACAUAGCUCAACUCGCAAAGCGGUAGCCCGAGAACGCCACCAGGAAGGCGAGUGGAUGAUCAGGGGCGAGAGAGGGCUGCAGGUAGACCAGGACGACCUACUAAGUAGAUUCCAACAUCACUUACUUGACCGAUAG
Clonostachys solani is the source of this 2592-nucleotide messenger RNA. The record is from the annotation of a GenBank genome assembly. Lineage: Eukaryota; Fungi; Ascomycota; Sordariomycetes; Hypocreales; Bionectriaceae.